Sebastes umbrosus (honeycomb rockfish) is the source of this 3350-nucleotide messenger RNA. RefSeq names its product Na(+)/H(+) exchanger beta-like. Bases 769 to 3048 code for a protein of 759 amino acids. The transcript has 12 exons. The record is from RefSeq and is a predicted model, not a curated record. Lineage: Eukaryota; Metazoa; Chordata; Actinopteri; Perciformes; Sebastidae. Gene Ontology annotation, biological process: proton transmembrane transport; regulation of pH; sodium ion transport. Gene Ontology annotation, cellular component: membrane. Gene Ontology annotation, molecular function: sodium:proton antiporter activity.
GAAGUUAAAAACAGUCCCUUUAAUGUUGUAACUGGCCCAGGGUAGUUUAUACUAUAACAAUGCAUCAUUAUUAUUAUAAACAGGUCAUUUGAUGUAAAAUCUUAAUCUGAAAAUACAUUUAUUUAAAAUAAAGAAUAAAAAGUACAAUUCUUCCCUCUGAAAUGUAGUGAAGUACAAAUAUGAGUUGUAUAAAAUAGAAAUAGCCUGCUCAAGUACAAGUACCUCAAGAUUAUAUUCAAGCACAGUACUUGAGUAAAUGUACUUCCAGCACAGAAUUGUACUUCCAGCACAGAUGUGUACUUGUUGUGGAGGCUGCCUGGUGCUCGGUGUGGUCCUCCUCUCCAGCAGAUGUCGCUUUCUCUCCGGAUGAGCUGCCUGUUAAAUGAGAGAAAGUGAAGCGUGAGAUGGAUAUUCAUAGUGGGGUGAAGUUGUCAGAGUUUCUCUUGAAGAGAGAAUAACGGGUCUGAAACCAGCAGGCAACAUCUCCCCGAGCUGUACAUCAUCCCAUUAGGAGAGGAAGGAGCGUGGACCUUACAAUAACCUUCCACUGAUGAUGACAGCAGCUCGUUGCACCAGAAAACACCGUUUGUUCUUCUACAACGAUGCGUGAUUUUAAGAUGCCGAGUUUGGAGUUUGUGCGUAAAAGUGCGCGCUUCUCCGUUGCGCACCGCGCUCGCUUCCCGUACUAUCCUCAUCUUCAUCUUCAUCGGAUCUAGAGCUGAGCAGCAGCAGCAGCUGAGCAGCAGUUGAGCAGUCAAACAUCUGAACAUGGCUGAGCUGCAUGCCGCCCGGAGGAGCUCCUCCUGUCCUCCUCUGACCGGGUUAAUGUGCGUGUUGUUGCUCGUAUUCGCCUCGGUCGCCUCCGCGAGUCGUGAUGUGGUUUCUGGAGACAACGAGACGUGGAGGAAUCCAGCCGGAGAGACACGAGAGGACUCCCAUCAUCAAACUAACUCCACUGGUCACAAAAAGGCUUUCCCCGUCCUCGCCUUCAACUACGACCACGUCAGUAAACCCUUCAGGAUCUCUCUGUGGAUCCUCCUGGCUCUGCUCAUGAAACUUGGUUUCCACAUCAUUCCCAGAGUGUCGAACGUCGUCCCAGAGAGUUGCCUGCUGAUCGGCGUCGGUCUGCUGGUGGGCGUCAUCAUCAGAGCCUUCGGAGAGCAAACCCCCGUCCCCGUCCUCAACACCGAGCUCUUCUUCUUCUACCUACUGCCUCCCAUCAUCCUCGAUGCCGGCUACUUCCUGCCCAUCCGGGCUUUCACAGAGAACAUGGGCACCAUCCUGGUGUUCGCGGUGGUGGGGACUCUGUGGAACUGCUUCUUCAUCGGCGGGAUGAUCUACGGCGUUUGUCAGAUCGGAGGACCCCAGCUGGCCAGGGUGGACCUGCUGUCCAGCCUGCUGUUCGGCACCAUCGUCUCGGCCGUGGACCCCGUGGCCGUCCUGGCCGUGUUCGAGGAGAUCCACAUCAACGAGCUGCUGCACAUCCUCGUGUUCGGGGAGUCGCUGCUCAACGACGCCGUCACUGUGGUUCUGUAUCACCUGUUCAAGGAGUUUUCUCACGCAGGAACCGUGACCGUGGCCGACGCCUUCCUCGGUGUCGUCUGUUUCUUCGUGGUCUCGCUGGGAGGCAUCCUGGUGGGAGCCAUCUACGGCUUCCUGGGUGCCUUCACCUCCCGCUUCACCUCGCACACAAGAGUCAUCGAGCCCCUGUUUGUUUUCCUCUACAGCUACAUGGCGUACCUGUCUGCCGAGGUCUUCCACUUGUCGGGCAUCAUGUCGUUGAUAUCGUGUGGCGUGAUAAUGCGGCCGUACGUGGAGGCCAACAUCUCCCACAAGUCGUACACCACCAUCAAAUAUUUCCUGAAGAUGUGGAGCAGCGUGAGCGAGACGCUCAUCUUCAUCUUCCUCGGCGUUUCCACGGUGGCCGGUCCUCACGCCUGGAACUGGACCUUCGUCAUUGUCACCGUGGUCCUCUGUCUGGUGUCGAGAGUGCUGGGAGUCAUUGGCCUCACGUACAUCAUCAAUAAAUUCCGUAUUGUGAAAUUGACCAAAAAGGACCAGUUCAUCGUGGCCUACGGUGGCCUGCGAGGUGCCAUCGCCUUCUCACUGGGGUUCUUGCUGACCGACAACGAGAUGAAGAACAUGUUCCUCACCGCCAUCAUCACAGUCAUCUUCUUCACUGUCAUUGUGCAGGGAAUGACAAUCAGGCCUCUGGUGGAGCUUCUGGCCGUGAAGAAGAAGAAAGAGAGCAAAGGGUCCAUUAAUGAGGAGAUUCACACACAGUUCCUGGAUCAUCUCCUCACAGGAAUUGAAGACAUCUGUGGUCAUUAUGGACAUCAUCACUGGAAAGACAAGCUGAACCGCUUCAAUAAGACCUACGUGAAGAAGUGGCUGAUCGCAGGCGACCGCUCCAGCGAGCCUCAGCUCAUCUCCUUCUACAACAAGAUGGAGAUGAAACAGGCCAUGAUGCUGGUGGAGAGCGGGAACGCCGCCAAGAUGCCCUCGAUUGUGUCCUCCGUCUCCAUGCAAAACAUUCAGCCGAGAGGGCCGGCCAGAGGACGGGCAAUCCCGAGCAUCUCCAAAAGUCGUGAGCAAGAGAUCAGAAAGAUUCUGCGAGGCAACCUGCAGAAGACCAGACAGAGGCUCCGUUCUUACAGCAGACACGACCUGAUGAUCGACCCGUUUGAGGACAACGUGAGUGAAGUUCGCUUCAGGAAGCAGCGGGUGGAGAUGGAGAGGAGGAUGAGUCACUACCUCACAGUUCCUGCAAACCGCCAGGAAACAACGCCAGUGAGAAAAGUCUGCUUUGAAUCAGAACACCAGGUUUACACUUACGAUGACAGCGAGAGCCCCCGAGGCCAGCCGGCUCAGCCAGAUCCCAGCCCUCCUGAUGCCGUCAGCCUGUUGAACGAGUCCCCCCAGAGGCCCAAUCAGAGCAGCGAGCAGAGAGCCACGGGGCCGCCGGACGAGCAGGAGGAGCAGGACCAACCGAAAGUAUCACGCUGUCUUAGUGACCCCGGUCCAAACAAUGAAGACGACCUCUCAUGAUGAAGCACAUAUUUAUAGUUGUUGAAAUGGAGGAUGGAUUCUCCUCAUGUCAUCUGUUGUAUCCAGUGAGUGGAGAUCCCUGAGUGAAUGGGAGCCGUAGCAAAGCUUGAUAUUUAUGAAGUAUUUUGUCUUUUCCGUAUUCUGUUUUUGUGAUAUGCAAAUUGUUUUUUUUUUUAAUAAGGAUUUUUUUUAAUCAUGUAAUAUAUUACCAAAGCAUGCACCAUUUGCUAUUUCAGGAUUUUAUUACAGCCUGAAGUGAGCAGCAUUUUGUGUCUUAACAAGCAGACUUGCAUCAAAUAGUA